Aspergillus alliaceus is the source of this 2072-nucleotide messenger RNA. RefSeq names its product acyltransferase family protein. The coding region runs from base 249 to 1850 and encodes 533 amino acids. Gene Ontology annotation, cellular component: membrane. Gene Ontology annotation, biological process: polysaccharide biosynthetic process. Gene Ontology annotation, molecular function: acyltransferase activity, transferring groups other than amino-acyl groups. The record is from RefSeq and is a predicted model, not a curated record. The transcript has a single exon. Lineage: Eukaryota; Fungi; Ascomycota; Eurotiomycetes; Eurotiales; Aspergillaceae.
UCUCUCUUUCCUCUCUUCUUUUGCCUCUCCAUUCCUUCCUUUAUUGACCCUAGUAUAUAUAUUCUCCGUGUAUAUAAUAUAUGUCCCAUCUGUCUAUCUAGAUAACCCUGUCGAUCCUUUCCAAGGCCACGUUUGAAAUGCCGUUUGCGGUCCACUGAUGUUACGCAAUCUCCCCUUUCCGCAUCAUUGAAAUAAAUCCUGACAUUCAAGACACAAUUGCGCAUCGACCACAUUCUUCAGUCCCCAUCAUGUCGUUCAACGACAAGGAUCCUCGAUCCUCGCCGGCGAUCGACACUAUUCCUCUGAAUGAUCUAGAGUCCGGUGCUAAUCGCGACUCCCAAGAAUCAACAAAAUGGACGAACAUCACCGAUUUCACCUCGUCGCACAUCCUCCCCGACCCCGCAAGCGCCAUCAAUUGGCGGGCGUGUCUGGAAUGGUCUUUGGAUAAAUUCGCGAUCGCCAUUACGCCGAGUUACUUGCAGCAUUGGGUCAGCGGCCAACCGCCCAAGCCCACCAAGCUCCAUGCCAUCGCAGCGCUGGACGGUUUGCGCGGCUGGGCCUGCCUGCUUGUCUUCAACUUUCAUUUCCUCUUCACUUACACCUGGAAAGUUGCGGUCGGAUGGGGCUUCAAUCAUGAAAACUACAGCCUCUUCCAGCUGCCCAUUCUCCACAUGCUCGUGUCCGGCCAUAUCAUGGUAUCCAUCUUCUUCGUGAUCUCGGGAUAUGUACUCUCCUACAAGCCGUUGAAAAUGAUCCGUAGUAGAGCAUGGGAACAGACCUUCACCGUGCUAGCCUCCUCAACAUUCCGCCGUGGCCUCCGACUCUACAUCCCCUCGAUCAUCGGCAUCCUAAUCGUCAUGCUGGCCGUGCGAUUAGGUAUAUACGACUACUCGCAGCGGGUCCUGUUCGAAGGCCACACGAUCCAGGGCACCAAUGAGCAGCACCCACCGAUCAUGAAAAGCUUCCACAAACAGUUCUGGGACUGGUACCUAACUGUAGUGCACCUGAUAGACCCGUGGAACUGGGCGCUCUACUACAACUACUACAACCCGCACCUCUGGACCAUCCCCGUGGAAUUCCGCUGCUCAAUCGUCCUCUUCCUUACCAUCCUCGCCACUUCACGCCUAACCACCGUGAUGCGGAUGACCCUAGUGAGCACGCUAGUCUGGUUCUGUAUGCGCUGGGGUCGGUGGGACGUAGUGCUCUUCCUAAGCGGCAUGCUAAUGGCCGAAGCGGACCUAAUCAACGGCAUCUGGGAGCGACCAGCCGAGGAUGAAAAGCCAUGGAGCGCCCGGUUCCCCACGAAAUACCACCCCUUCCGACUAUCCAAUCGCAAGCUAUGGAUCGCGCUCUUCAUCAUCGGCCUCUACUUCGGCUCCGCCCCUAACACCGGCUACAGAUGGACCCCGUUCUACAUGUGGACCUGGAGCAUCACGCCGAAAACGUACCCGGAACCGCACCGAUUCCCGCAAACCAUCGGAGCCGUCCUCAUUGUCUUCAGUAUCAACCAUUCCAAGGAUAUUCAGAAACUCUUCACGAAUCCCGUUUCCCAGUACUUGGGCAAGAUCUCCUUCGCUUUCUACAUUGUCCAUGGACCUAUCCUUCACUCGCUCGGUUACUCGCUCAUGCCGAAUAUCUGGGCCGUGACCGGUAAGGACUCCGACUUCCAGUAUUGUCUGGGUUUCUUGAUCGGGUGGCUGAUCUGUCUUCCUCUAUGCUUGUGGGCGGGCGAUGUGUACUGGCGCGCGGUGGAUAUUCCGAGUGUCAAGUUUGCCCGGUGGGUGGAGGAUAAGGUCAUUGUAAAGGCGACAGGACAGGAAAAUCGGAAUGCAAACUCCCGUCGUGAGUGAUGCCUUGCCCGGUUGAUGGUGUGCCCUAGGCAUGUUUUAUUUCAUUAGAUCUCGAUUUUAGCGGGCGUAUGACGAUGUUGUAUAUUUUUAUCUGUCUCUGAUGACUUAUUAUAUGUUUGAUUCUUCGAUCCCCUGUUAUAUAUCAUGUUAUCUGCCUGUAAUAGACUAGACACGGUAAUUACAUAUACUUCCCCCCCCUUUGAUUUACUUGUCUGCAGGGCU